AUGCCUCCCACAUAUUUCCCCCUUAGAUGGGAAAGCACUGGAGACCAAUGGUGGUACGCAUCUCCGAUCGAUUGGGCAGCCGCGAACGGCCACUACGACUUGGUCCGGGAGCUUCUCCGCCUAGACGGCAACCACUUAAUCAAACUAACAUCCCUCCGGCGCAUACGCCGCCUUGAAGUCGUCUGGGACGACGAAGAACAGUUCGACGACGUUGCCAAAAACCGAUGCUUGGUCGCCCGGAAGCUUUUACAUGAAGGCGAAUCCAAAAGAGGAAAAAGCUCCUUAAUCGGAGCUGGCUAUGGCGGCUGGCUUCUGUAUACCGCUGCAUCUGCCGGUGAUUUGCAUUUUGUUCAAGAAUUAUUACAAAAAGACCCUCUUUUGGUAUUUGGAGAAGGAGAGUAUGGUGUGACUGAUGUAUUAUAUGCUGCUGCGAGGAGCAAGAAUAGUGAGGUUUUUUGGAUCAUUUAUGAUUUCGCGAUGUCUCCACGAUUGAUGUCUGGUAGUGAAGAACAGAUUGGGGAUAAUGAGAUCCCAAGUGGUUACAAGCAGGAAAUGAAGAACAGAGCUGUUCAUGCGUUGGCGAGAGGUGGUAAUUUGAAGAUAUUGAAGGAGGUUCUUGGUGAUUGCUCCGGUGAAGAUGUUUUGGGUUUUAGAGAUGUUCAAUGCUCAACGAUUUUACACACGGCAGCUGCCAGAGGACAGAUUGAGGUGGUCAAACAUCUUAUUUCGUCGUUUGACAUUAUCAACUCAACCGACAAACAAGGCAACACAGCACUCCAUACAGCUGCUUACAGAGGCCAAUUAUCCGCCGUUAAAGUUCUAAUCCAAGCAUCUCCUUCUUCCGUUCAUUCAAGAAACGACGCCGGAGAGACGUUUUUACAUAAAGCGGUAACAGGUUUCCAGACACCCACUUUCCGGCGACUUGAUCGUCAAAUUGCUCUCAUGAAACAAUUAGUGUGCUCAAAAACAUUCAAAAUUGAAGAAACCAUUAACGCUAAAGAUAACGGAGGAAGAACUGCUCUUCACUUGGCCAUUAACGGAAACCUACACAGUGACCUAAUAGAACUGCUUAUAAUCGUGGGUUCACUUGAUGUAAACAUCCGUGACAAUAAUGGUAUGGCCCCACUCGAUCUUCUUAAACAAAGACCACAAUCCGCUUCAUCUGAACUACUCACCAGACAACUUAUUUCCGCCGGAGCAACUCUCAGUAGCCAAGACUACACAGCAAGAAAACUCAUUGCUUCCCGGUUGAAAAUGGGCGGCGGUGGUGGCGGCGGCAGUGGUGGUGGUGGUGCUAGUCCGGGGAGUUCCUUCAAACUUUCUGAUUCUGAAAUGUUCUUGUACACCGGAAUGGAAAGUACAUCCUCCACUGCUUUCGGUACUCCGGUGUUCAGCAUGCGAUCUGGAGAGCUGAGUCAACUCGAUUCGAGUUCAAAUAAUUCGAACUCGAAUGUGGAAUCCAAGAAGAAGAAACAGAAGGGGAUUCAGCGAUUCCUGAGGUGGAUUAGAAAGAGGAAUGGAAACGGAGGUUUGGUUUUGACUAAAAAUGUGAAGGAAAUUCCGGUUCCAUUGAGACAACAAUACUCGACUUCAUUGUUAAACAACAAGAGAACACUUGCUGCAAGGAGUAAUCUUCCAAGUCCAACUGUUAAAAAGAAGCUUGCUUCUGGUUUUGUUAAUGGAGUUAUGCAGGCGAUGCCACAUUUGAAUCGAGGAGGGUCGAGAUCAAAUUCGUUCUCAAAAUCAUCAUUAUCUUCCUCACAGAAUUCGUUGGAUAAUAAAGGUGUAGGAAUUGAUGUUCUGGGUUCAUCGAGUUUGAAUCAGAUGUUUGAUGAUGAAGAACAAGGGGUGGUGAAUAGCAUUAGGAGGUCAACGGUGAACCAGUGUUUCUGUUUUGGUGCACAUGAGAGACUUGUGGAAGGCCCUGGUGAUGAUAAACAGCAGCAUGAGAGUUACAGCCGUUGUGUUGUAUCGACAGGUUAAACGUGUAGCAAGUUGUAGUCUUUUGAAUCUUGGAUUGUUUGAUCUAAAUAUGAUAUGUGAUGUUAGUUUGAAAAUUGAGAUCUUAUCAUCUUUACAAGGCUAAUCAUCAGCGUAUGAAAUGCAAAUAAGCGUGU
This is a messenger RNA of Lactuca virosa, 2117 nucleotides long. Lineage: Eukaryota; Viridiplantae; Streptophyta; Magnoliopsida; Asterales; Asteraceae. The record is from the annotation of a GenBank genome assembly.